This is a messenger RNA of Cynocephalus volans (Philippine flying lemur), 282 nucleotides long. It is a transcript of the gene WFDC11, whose product is annotated as WAP four-disulfide core domain 11. The transcript is spliced from 3 exons. NCBI's taxonomy places the organism in Eukaryota, Metazoa, Chordata, Mammalia, Dermoptera, Cynocephalidae. The record is from RefSeq and is a predicted model, not a curated record. Bases 1 to 282 code for a protein of 93 amino acids.
AUGAAGCUGUGGAUUCUUCUGCUCAUCAUGCUCGUCUGCGAGGUUGUGAUGUUUCUGCCUGUGCUGGGAAGCUUCAAGAGCAAAUCUUUCUCUGACAUGGAAGUUGAGCAGUGCUGGGUACAGCCUCCAAUAAAGUAUUGUAGAAGAAGGUGCACUAAAAUACAGACCUGUUUACUUCCAAAUCACACAUGCUGCUGGACCUACUGUGGUAACAUCUGCUUGGAUGAUGAAGAGCCAGUUAAAUCAAUGCUAAACCCUAGAUUCUAUCUGGCCCACCACUAA